UACCAAGUAAUCUGGCUCUGAAGCAUCCUCUAGUAUCUGUGAUUCCAGAACCACGCCCUUCCAGUGACACGCUGAACUUCUGAUUAAUAAAAGCCCGAAAGCUGUUUAUUCUGUUCGCCACAACCACCCCCUCCCCCAACCCUUAUCAUGGCUCAGAACAACUUGACUGGCGCCUGUCUCUGCAGGAACAUCACAUAUCGCAUUACCUUGCCAGAUCCAGAGACUUACCCAAAGCUAAUCAUCUGCCACUGCACCCACUGCAAACGCUACACGGGCUCGAGCUUCUCUGCCAAUAUUAUCAUCCCACAGGCUAGUUUCGAGUACACGAAGGGUACACCCAAGCUGUAUACGGACAGCAGUAAGAGGGGUGUACAGGUGCUACGCGAGUUCUGUCCAGAUUGCGGAACACCGUUCACUUCACGGUCGAGCGAUGAUGAGGACGUUGUCGCGGUGAAGUCCGGGACGCUUGAUGAUGAGCAUCGGGUUAAAUGCUCGGAGUUGGAAAUGGAGAUAUAUUAUCAUCGGAAGGAUGGGUGGGUGGAUGGGUUGGGGGAUGAGGGGGUGAAGAGGGUGGAUGGGAGUAUGGGGGAUUCAUAGAGAGAAUAAAGAUUGUAGGCAAGAUGAAGUUACCUUUGCUACUUAUUGAGUACGAAUUCUGUGUGGUGACUUCUCCUCCCGAUAGAUUGCUAAGACUGGAUUAGAACUAUGUGAGAUAAGGUACUAAUGCACGCGGAAAGCAACGGGCUUGCUGCUCGGGGUGUUUGUC
Molecule: messenger RNA, 766 nt
Organism: Aspergillus eucalypticola CBS 122712
Lineage: Eukaryota; Fungi; Ascomycota; Eurotiomycetes; Eurotiales; Aspergillaceae
Product: GFA family protein
Exons: 2
Coding region: 148-597 (149 amino acids)
Molecular function (GO): carbon-sulfur lyase activity
Source: RefSeq, a predicted model, not a curated record